Ipomoea triloba (trilobed morning glory) is the source of this 2407-nucleotide messenger RNA. Its product is annotated as BTB/POZ domain and ankyrin repeat-containing protein NPR1-like. The transcript has 5 exons. Gene Ontology annotation, molecular function: protein binding. NCBI's taxonomy places the organism in Eukaryota, Viridiplantae, Streptophyta, Magnoliopsida, Solanales, Convolvulaceae. Gene Ontology annotation, biological process: regulation of jasmonic acid mediated signaling pathway; defense response to bacterium; systemic acquired resistance, salicylic acid mediated signaling pathway. Bases 522 to 2249 code for a protein of 575 amino acids. Gene Ontology annotation, cellular component: nucleus. The record is from RefSeq and is a predicted model, not a curated record.
GCUAGUGUUGUGUCAAUGGUUGUCGUUCUUCAAUUCCCAUAUCCAAAUCAAGUACUAUGAUCCCACGCUUCCCCAACUUGCGAAAUGUUUGUAUUGUCUCUGGGUAGGCUUUGUCUUGCAAGUUUGUCAUCGCCAUUAAUCCAAGAUUCCUCCAUCAGGACCAUUUUGGGUAUAGCCGGGCGGGAUAAGAUUAAUUCAGAUUCGGUGUAUAGUUGGUGACACGAUAAGAUUAAUUCAGAUUCGAUUCAGAUCACGCACCCAGAAUCAAAUAGCUUCUUUAUAGCUAAGCUAGUUUGUAUAUAUGCAGGUACGUACUGCAUUUUUCUUUCAUUUCUUGCAGCCAUCUUCAUCUUUUUAUCUUCUCGAAUCCUUGCAGGGUACUGUUCAUCAGAUCUGUUAGCUCAUCAUCAAGAUCUCAUCUUCUUGCUUGAAAGGCCACAGCACUGUUGAAGGUGCAAUCUGCAGCAGCUUAUUAGGGCAAUUAUAUAUUGAGUAUAACUGUAAAAGGAAGGUUUUUGGUGAUGGAAAAUGGAGAUGAGUUUUCAUCAUCCAUGAACUUUGCUUCAUCUUCAUCCUUAUCAAAUGGACCACAUAUGCCUUCCUGCAGUGGGAGUGUUGAGUUUCUGAGUUUGAAUGAGCUAAGCAGUGGCCUGGAAAAGCUCUUGACAGAUGCUGAAUUUGACUACAGUGAUGCAGAGAUUGUGGUUGAGGGGGUUUCUGUGGGCGUUAAUCGCUGUAUUUUGGCUGCCCGGAGUCGUUUUUUCCAUGAUAAGUUCAAGAAAGAAAGGGGAAAUCAAGAUUCUGGAAAGGAACCUGGAAAACCGAGAAUUUUAAUGACUGAAUUGGUGCCUUGUGGUAAGGUAGGCUAUGAAGCUUUCUUGACAGUCUUGAAUUAUUUGUAUACUGGAAAGCUCAGGACUUAUGCCCCCGAGGUUUCAACCUGUGUCGAUGAAUCCUGUGCUCAUCAUGCUUGUCGCCCCGCCAUUGAUUAUGCUGUGGAGCUCAUGUAUGCUUCUGCAACCUUCCAAAUCACAGAACUUGUCAUGGUUUUUCAGCGCCAUCUGUUUAGCCUUCUCGACGAGGCUCUUGAGGAUGAUGUUAUUCCUAUACUUUUGGUAGCCUUUCGCUGCUCCCUCGGGCAGCUACUAGAGCAAUGUGUCGAGAGAAUCACACGAUCCAACAUAGACGCCUUCACGCUUGAGAAAGAGCUUCCUUACAAAGUUCUGAGCGAGAUAAGAGCGAGUAGGGCUGCACCAGUGGUGGUGGAUUCUGUGAAGGAAAAGAGAAUUGGUAAAAUCGUGAAGGCUCUCGAUUCUGAUGAUAUCGAGCUGGUUAAAUUACUUCUGGAGGAAUCAAACGUCUCGCUUGAUGAUGCCUGUGCCCUGCACUUUGCAGCAGCAUAUUGCACUCCCAAAAUUGUCAAUCAAGUGCUUAGCCUCGGCCUGGCUGACCUCAAUCGUCGCAAUGUGCAAGGCUACACCGCGCUCCAUGUGGCUGCCAGGCGCAGGGACCUGUCGAUCAUCGUGGGGCUGCUGAGUAAUGGAGCAUCUGUUAUGGAUGCUACCAUGAAUGGACAGACUGCUGUUACAAUCUGUCGCAGGUUGACUAGGCCUAAGGAGUACUAUAAGGCAACAAAACAUGGACAGGAAACUAGUAAUGAUUGGUUGUGUAUUGAUGUCCUGGAGAGGGAAAUGCUGAGGAAUCCAAUCUGUCUGAGGAAUCUUUCUCAGCCAUCAUCAAUGCUGGAUGAGGAAUUGGUUAUGGAUCUUUACAUCCUCGAGAACCGAGUGGCUCUGGCAAGAGUACUGUUCCCUCGAGAAGCCAAACUGGCCAUGGAGAUGGCGCGUGCUGAUUCAACCUCAGAGUUUGCUGGCCUUUCUUCAACAGAAGGAAACCCGAGAUGUCUUGAUCCGAAAGAGUUGCCUCCCUUCCAAGUCAAACAGCUCAAGGACCGCAUGGAAGCCCUGCAAAACACUGUGGUGACAGGACGGCGUUUUUUCCCCAACUGCUCAGAAGUUUUGGACAGAUUGUUGGAUGAUGUUUUUGUUCAUGAUGCUGCAGUGCUGGAUAGUGGGACUCCAGAAGAGCAGAAGAUCAAGAGAGUUAGAUACACCGAACUUAAGAAUGAGAUAAUGAAGGCAUUUGACAGGGACAAAGCUGAGAUGAACUCUUUCAAUGGGUUCUCCCCAUCUUCUUCUUCCUCAACUUCAGCUAAGAUUAGUGUGUCUCCAAAGGGUAGAAGAAGAUAGGUUUGGUCAGUUUAUAUUUGAUGCCAGUUUUUCCAUUCUUUAAUGUUGGGACCUUGUAAGAUCCUUGUAUACACAUUAACCAAUAAGGAAUUUCAUUGUUCACCCUGUUACAUUAUAAUUAUAAUUUUAAUAAAGGAAAUAACUGUCGUGGGGAUGUA